CUUCCGCGGCCACUGAUUAUGUAGUAUGUAUUACAUCCUCCUGCUGAAUUUUUAGUGGUCUGUCAGUUCAGCACAUGCAUCUGCCUGCCAAGCAUCCAUUCAUCGUUUCGUUCACAACUUUUGGCUGGCUAGCUUAGCUGGCUGACGUUGGGUUAGAUUUAGUGGUGCAAUUUGUGUGAGGAAGUAAACGUAACGUGUGUUGAGAGAGAGAGUAGAGAGGCGGAAUUGGACAGAUCUCAUCGCAUUGUUAAAGCGGCAGGAAGGCAGCAAGUGUGCGUGGAUGGACGCUUAAAAGAGAAGAUUUCCAAGAGGAAUUAAUCUGAGGAGAGAGAGAAAGAGGGAAUUUUGGUGGUGGUGGACGUGGACUUUGAGACGGAGGAGACGCUUUCUCCACUUUCUCCCCGGCCGGGUCUUGUUUUUUCGUAUAAGAAGGAGACGAGGCAGGAAUCUGGGAGCAGAACGGGUUGGCUGGGAAUCUCGGCAAGUGUGACACUUGACUUUCUCCUCCGGCGUCGUCUACGAAGUCGUGUCGUCUCACCUUGGUUUUCUGUCUCGUAGAGAAGAGGAGAAAGUUAGAGGAGGUCGAUUCUACUUUUUUUGGAGGAGUCUAGAAGUGCAAGAAUGUGAUGUGACGCUUCUUCUGCUACUGGAAUCCUAUCGCCUACUCCUCCUCCUCUUAAAAAAAGGAAUAAUAAAGCGAUACACCAAGAUUCACCAAAAACCAAGCAACCAAGUUUUUCUCCAGGAUUUCUCUGUGUGAUAUCUGAAACUGAUUUCUGAAACUGAUUUCUGAAACUUUUCUCCUCCAGAUAUCCGAUCUCUCUCUCUCUCUCUUUAAAUCCUUCACACUACAUAACGCCAGGCCACACAACUUUUUGGCUCGUUACGAAAAAAAAGAUAACUUGAGACGAAAGAAAAGUUGACCAACAAGAAGAACAAAGUGCAGAAGAAGAAAGUGAGGAAAAAAGAAAAUCAUGGAAUUUCUCCUCCUUCGGAUUUUCUUUACGAUAUUAUGUCUCCUCUUGGACUUGAAUUCGGCAGCCGUCUCACCGCCACCACCGCUACCACCAUGCGAAAGCGCCAUUUAUUGUCACGGCCUCCUCCUCCACACGGUUCAGAUGUCGGGACUCUUCCCAGACUCGAAAACUUUCGUGGACAUGAAAUUGAAAACCUCGCCGGACCAAGUGCUCAGAAACUUUGACGCUUUUAUGAAAGCGCACAAACAAAAGCCCACCCGGGACGAGGUGGGAUCCUUCGUGGCGGCCAAUUUCGACGAGGCUGGGUCAGAAUUCGCCCCCUGGAACCCGACCGACUGGCAUCCGGACCCACAAUUCAUCAAGAACAUUACGGACCCCCACUUGCAGGUUUGGGCGACGCAGAUCCACUCGUACUGGAAAGAGUUGGGGCGGAAGAUAAAGGACGAUGUGAAAAACAGGGCGGAAUUAUACUCCAUGAUUUACACGUCGCACCCCGUGAUCGUCCCCGGCGGCCGGUUCCGCGAGUUCUUUUACUGGGACUCCUACUGGAUUAUGAAGGGGCUCCUCCUCUCGGAAAUGGGGACCACGGUACGCGGCAUGCUGGAGAACUUCGUCGAGAUGGUGAAUCUUCUGGGAUAUGUACCGAACGGGGGGCGGAUUUAUUUCCGGCGGUCACAACCCCCCUUUCUCACCCCGAUGGUCAAACUCUACCUGGACCACACCAAAGACAUCGACUUUGUCCGAACUAAUCUGCCCGUUUUGGAGAAGGAGUUCAAUUUCUGGGUGCAAAAUCGGUCCCUCACCGUGCAAAGUGCGGAGGGCAAGAGUUAUCGCGUUAUGCGGUACAACGUCGAGCUGACUGGACCACGGCCGGAGUCGUACAGGGAGGAUUUUCUCCUGGCGGAUAAGCUCAACUCCACCCAGGAAAAGGACGAGUUGUACUUCAAUCUGAAAUCUGGGGCGGAAUCUGGCUGGGAUUUUUCUUCGAGGUGGUUCAUCAAUCCGAGUGGUGAUACUCAAGGUAACCUCAGUCACACGAAGGUUCGCGAUAUCAUUCCCGUGGAACUGAACGCAUUGACACAUUUGAAUGCAAAACUGUUGGCCGACUUUCACAGAAUGACGGGGGCACCGACCAAAGCCGCAAAGUACGAGUCCAUCGCGCACGAAUGGAAAACCAUGAUUAACGAAUUACUCUGGGAUGAAGAGGAAGGUUGCUGGUUCGAUUUUGAAAUUGCGACGAAAACCUUGCGCAAGGAGUUCUACCCGUCGAACGUGGUUCCCCUCUGGACCGGAAGUCACAACGCGGUCUCCGUGGUCAACCGGGUCGUGGGGUACUUGCGACGCUCCGGGGCUCUCGCCUACCCGGGUGGAAUUCCGACCAGUUUGACGCAUGCCGGGGAGCAGUGGGACUUUCCGAACGGAUGGGCCCCCCUGCAACACCUUAUCGUGGAUGCGCUCGAUAACACGGGGAAUCUGGAAGCGAAAGCGUUGGCGUUUGAAAUUGCGGAAAAAUGGAUUGCCACAAAUUACGCGGCGUUUAAGCAAGGAAAGGAUAGAAUGUUUGAGAAGUACGACGUGACGGUGGUCGGUCUCCCUGGUGGCGGAGGUGAAUACGACGUCGUUGUCGGCUUCGGUUGGACGAACGGGGUCGCUUUGGACUUCUUGAAUCGAUACGGGGGCAAAAUCUCGGUCUCCAAAGGCUCCGGAGGAGGAGCUAGUCACCUCCAAGGAAAUGCUUAUAUGGCAAACUCCCUCGUUUUUGGGAGUGUCAGCCUCCUCUUGGCCAGUAUUUUAGGGAUUUCCCAAGUCGGCCGGUGUAAAGAAGGCUGCAAAACGUUAGGUGCCCCUGGGGGCGAGUAUGAGGAGUUGCCACUCGGCGACGGCGAAAGUGAUCACGACGAAGAUGACGAAGGUGCAGAACCAGUCCGACUGGCAGAGGAGGAAAUUUCCCCCGAAUUAGAAUCGAGCUAACGUUACACAAAAAAUUUUGUAAAAUUAGAAAUUUUAGAAAAAGAAAAACGAAACAGUUAAUGUACUCGUAUUUAAUUUACUCAAUAGUUUGUAGACGUUAUCGUGUAAUAAUUUAAAAUGGUUGCGGAAAAGCUUUGUAAGCGUAAAAGUGAAUAUCGAUCGAUAAGAGCAAGGUUAUUCAAAUCAGAGGUCGACGCCACCGAUCUUACGCUGGAAGGUAGCAUUCUACGCACGUCGUCGCUACCAAUAAGUUCUACUUCCUGCUUGAGACGCCGCCGAAAAAUUACCAAAAUUUUGCACCACCACCAAAAAUUUGGUCGAUGUCGAUCUCUGAUUCGAAUUUUAUGUCGACAUCUUUUUCAAGGUCAUUCGACGCGUGGCAUAUGUAGCAAAGUUGGUUGAAUUUUGAGCCAACUUUAAUAAAUCAAGUGGCUCUUUCCCGUAACCGGAAGUAGUUUUACUUUCUCUUCUGCCAAAGUCUUUUCGUACAUGAAAGUUUAGAGUAGGCGUAGGUCGUAGCGAGAUGUAGAUUAUUUAUUUACGUACAUGUUUGUAAUAGCUUAAAUUCCUUAACACGAAUAUUACAGCGUUUUGUAAUUUAUGAAGGUUCGCUAAGUUUUGUGGCAACAUGUAUUUACUACUUAAUUAAGUCUGGAGACCAGUGGCCGCGGAAGGGUGAGGGGACAAUGCUCCACGGUUAUUCGAUGUCCGCAUCAUCUCCCCAUCUUAUAUAAGCCCGGCCCUCCCCCUAUCCUACAAUGUAAAUGUCCCCAAGUGUCCCUCCAACGGCUUCCGCGGCCACUGUCUGGAUCAGUAUUUGCACGAAAACAGUUUUAAAGUACAUUGUACCAAAAAUGGUAAAUUCAUGCGUGGCUGAAUAAUGUUUAUUUAAAUAUAUUUAGUUCUAAUGUUUUAAUAGUUAAUCGUUACUUGUUACACAUGUAUUACGUACAUAGUUGUAGUUGAAGCUUAUGUACAUGUAAAUUCUCAGUCAGUAUCAGUGCGUCAUUUUAGUUUAAUUUGUAGUGUAGAAAUUGAAGAAAAAAAUGAAUAAAAGUCAUUUAUGUUUAA
Folsomia candida is the source of this 4019-nucleotide messenger RNA. Its product is annotated as trehalase. The coding region runs from base 975 to 2948 and encodes 657 amino acids. The record is from RefSeq and is a predicted model, not a curated record. Lineage: Eukaryota; Metazoa; Arthropoda; Collembola; Entomobryomorpha; Isotomidae. The transcript has 10 exons. Gene Ontology annotation, molecular function: alpha,alpha-trehalase activity. Gene Ontology annotation, biological process: trehalose catabolic process.